GUGCUCUAUUAAGUGAAAUCAAAAAUAUUAACAAUGAGUCUGUUACAGUUUAAUUGGUAAUAAUGGUGUUCUAAUUGAGUAUUUUUUUCGUAUCUUCCUUAUCCACACAGUUUUGAUAUCAUCACAAAUGGAAGCUCUUGAAAAACUAUAAAGCUCAAAAUUGUAAAGAAAACAAUGAUGGAUACGAAUGUCACGAUAGACGAUGAUCUUUCAUGCCUUAAUGGUUCUCUCAUAUUGAAUGACACUAGGAACAACUAUACAUUACCACUUGGUAUGGUCUGCAUUUUAGAACCAGAACCAGAAGAUUACUUAUCCUCUAGCAUCUUCCAAACUUGCGUCUAUAUAAUGUAUGGAGUUGUCUUUAUUGUUGCAUUGCUAGGCAAUGGACUGGUGUGUUGUGUUGUGCAAUCUUCUCCUCGCAUGAAAACUGUAACAAACUAUUUUAUAUUAAACCUAGCUGUGGGUGAUAUACUGAUGACAUUAUUUUGUGUGCCAUUUUCUUUCGUUUCGAUGCUCAUUUUACGAUAUUGGCCAUUUGGUGGAGUGAUGUGUAAGGUUGUUAAUUAUUCUCAAGCUGUAUCAGUGUUGGUUAGUGCCUACACGCUGCUCGCUAUAUCGAUUGAUAGAUAUUUUGUGAUUACUCGUCCUCUUCGACCUCGGUUAGGAAAGACCGCAGCUAAGCUUGUUAUGAGUGCAGUCUGGUUAGGUGCCCUCGCGACUGCGGCGCCGAUACUGGUUGUCUCUCAAUUACAAAAACCUUCAUUAUGGCAUCAAGUCUGCGAACUUGAUAUAUGUAGCGAGAAAUGGGAGGAUGUGAAGCAAAGCGAGCAGUAUACUAGUGCAUUGCUGAUCUUGCAAUUCGCGUUACCUCUCAUGGCCUUAGUGUGUACAUACGGUCGAAUUGCUUGUGUGGUAUGGGGAGUUAAGCCUCCAGGAGAAGCUGAAAGUGUCAGGGAUUCAAGAAUGCAGCACUCCAAGCUGAAGAUGGUUAAAAUGAUGAUAACAGUGGUCGCAGUUUUUACAGUAUGUUGGUUGCCACUUAACAUUUUUCUAAUGCUGUGGUCGGCACAUGAAAAUGACGAAGAAUGGGGCAAAUGGCCAGGAAUGCCACUGGUAUGGUUCGUCAGCCAUUGGUUAGCCAUGUCUCAUUCCUGUUACAACCCCAUCAUAUAUGGCUAUAUGAACGUGAGAUACCGCAACGGUUUUAGACAGGUGCUGGAGAGAAUUCUGAAAUAUAAUCAAAAUGAGAGGAGUCGCUCCUGCCCUCGUACCAGUAUUUGCGAAGGGAUACCGCUGUCUGAAAUGGUAGCAAUAAAUGGCUCCAUGAGACACAGGAGUAUUAGUAGAUGCAAAUGCAAGAUACGAAGUCCGUUUAUGAGUACGGAAGAAAGGAAAUGCUCUUGUUCAUCAAUAUUUCAAUACAAAACUUCUACAGCUUCAAAACUGACGCCUCCAGCUCAAGCGCUGUCUGUUCUAUCCCAUUAAACCUGAUGUAGUAAUAAUUACAUUCCUGUCCAAAAUUAUAUUUGAUUAAUACAACAAUAGGUAUUAUAUAUUGCAAAAUGUUAAAAUUAAAAUAUAUUUGUAUAAACGGAAGAAGACUUCACUUCAUUGAUUAAUUAGAAAAUUUAUCAUAAAGGAUUCGAGGAAUUUUAUUUCUUCCUUCACCUUGAUAAGUUAUUAUUUUAUGAGUAAUUUCUAGGAAUAUUCAAUACUGGGCUAUUAAUUAUUCCUUCUGUUCAUUUCUUGGUUAUAAAUGUAUUACUUGUAUAUUUUAAACUGUAACUCAUAUGUAUAAAGUAACAGUUUUGAAUUUGUAAAUACAUAUUAAUAAUUAAAUGUGUAAGGAAAUUGGAA
Danaus plexippus (monarch butterfly) is the source of this 1857-nucleotide messenger RNA. Its product is annotated as RYamide receptor-like. Gene Ontology annotation, cellular component: membrane. The coding region runs from base 175 to 1485 and encodes 436 amino acids. The record is from RefSeq and is a predicted model, not a curated record. The transcript is spliced from 7 exons. NCBI's taxonomy places the organism in Eukaryota, Metazoa, Arthropoda, Insecta, Lepidoptera, Nymphalidae. Gene Ontology annotation, molecular function: neuropeptide Y receptor activity. Gene Ontology annotation, biological process: neuropeptide signaling pathway.